ACUACGUUUCCCACAAUGCUCCUCUUCCCAAGCGCACGUGUCAUCGCUGCCAGCGAAACCCGAGUGAACGUCACAUUCCUGCAUUCCCUCCUCUUCAGUCCGGGACGUCGCAGGAGUCUCACACAAACUAAUCCUCUCUCCCACCUCCGCUUUCCACCAGCACACCCAUGACACGGCGGGUUUGAUCCCAGGAGGUGAACCCGGGUUCCCCAGGAGUCUCCAGCUCACGUCGGGUCACUUUCCUCCUUUCCUCCCCCCUCCCCUCCUCCUCCACCAAUUGCAGCGUGGGUUGCCAUGGAGAACUCGUCUGUGGCGUCUGCGUCGUCUGAGGCCGGUAGCACACGCUCACAGGAGAUCGAGGAGCUGGAGCGCUUUAUCGACAGCUAUGUGCUUGAGUACCAAGUACAGGGGCUGCUGGGAGACAAGGCAGACGGAGACUUGGACUUGGACAAUGGUGGCAAGGUGCCACAGUGGACCGACGACUGCAAUGACAAGAAAGAUGGCAGCUGGACGUCUUCUCGGGGUAGAGGCUCAUCCAAGCCUGACGAGUGGGAACACAGCAGUAAUGGCAGCACAGGUUCCAGACCCAGUUCAGGCUCCAGACCAGGUUCUGGCUCACGCUCUGGCAGCAGAGGCAGAAACAAUCAGUUCAAAGGCCCUGCAAAGAAUGGGAACAGAGACUGCUCCUUUGACAUCCUGGGCACAGACAUAUGGGCGGCCAACACAAUGGACUCACUCGGAGGUGCAGGUUGGGACGUGCAGCCGGAGAAACUGGACUUCAGCCAUUUCCACAGGAAACACAUCAGAGGAACGCCAAAGCACCUGCCACACAUUGACAGAGAGGGGAUGAACAAAAACAAGUUCGAGGAGGAUGACGGCAUCGACAUGAACGACAUAGAGCGGUUCUUACCUCAUCUGCGCUCUGUCUUCCCACCCCUUCCUAAUGAGGCUGAGAUUGCACACACCAAAAAGCUCUUCCGACGCAAGAAGAAUGACCGACGAGCGGUUGAUCAGUUCACCCGAGACCAGUUAACCGUACUUCUGCCCACUGGCCCUGGGGGGGAGCGGCGAGUCUCAGCCAGGAGGCAGCAGCGGCCUCAGGGAGGAGGAGGAGGUGGUGGAGGAGGGAAGAGCCAGCCUCAGCAGAUACAGCAACAGUCACCGCAGCACCACAGGGAUCACAUCCAACAGCAGCAGAAUAUAACAGAACUGGGAGAUAACAGAAACAAUAGUGCCGAUUGGCCGCCCCGCCAGUACCCGGGAGGACAUGGCCAGCGCCAAGGAGGACCCUCGCACUAUGGCUACAGCCAGAACCGGCGUUGGCACCACAAUCAGAAAGGUCAGGGGCAUGGACAGACUAACACCAUGGGUGACAAAGGCAUAACCCUGAGAACAACCAAAGACAAAGAGACUGAGAAUGUAAAAGCUGGUGACGAGCAGAUCAGACCGCCUCAAGACUGCAGCCGCAAGAGUCCCAAUGAAUCACCCAAAUCGGAGUCAACACCCUUUACAAAUACUUUCCCAGAUCUGCGAGUAUCUCCCAACCCAGCAGGAAGUGGGAAGGCGAGCGAGGGCCAGUCGGAGCAGCCCAAAGUCAGCUUGCUGCAGUCUUCAAAGGAGAGGCUGCGGAGGAGACUAAAGGACAAGGAUGAGGCUCGUGUGGAGGCAUCAGGCUCUGGGUCCCAGAACAUGGACCGGCUGGUGGACCUGCUCAACAGCAUGAGGAGCAACAGCAGCGGCGUGGAGCAGCAGCUGGCCUCCUUCAUGGAGGAGGCGCAGUGUUCGGCGCAGUCCGAGGAAUCCCUGACGCAGGUGGUCAGCACAAUCUACUCCAAGGCUGUGUCGGACAGAAGCUUCGCUGCCACUGCCGCCAAGCUCUGCGACAAGAUGGCGCUGUUCAUGGUGGAGGGGACCAAGUUCAGAUCUCUCCUGCUCAACAUGCUGCAGAGGGAUUUCUCCCGUCGUGAGGAGCUCCAGCAGUCGGAUGUCGAAGGUUGGUUGGGUUUCAUCACCUUCUUGUGCGAGGUGUUUGGCACCAUGAGGAGCAGCUCCGGAGAGCCAUUCAGGGUGCUGGUGUGUCCCAUCUUCACCUGCCUACGAGAGCUGUUGGAGUCCACAGACAUUAAGGAAGAUGCAGUUCUCUGCUGCUCCAUGGAGUUGCAGAGCACCGGACGUUUACUGGAGGAGCAGCUCCCUGAGAUGAUGACCGAGCUCUUAGCGGCCGUCAGGGACAAGAUGCUUAGUCCGGCUGAGUCUCAGCUGACCCGCUCCCUCCUGAUGGAGGUCAUCGAGCUGCACGCGCACCGCUGGAGCCCCCUGGAGGCCCUCACCACCCAAUACUACAACCGCACCAUCCAAAAGCUCACCACCACUGCCUAGGUGACAGCUGCCGCGGGAGGAGAGGAGACGAGACAUUUUCCACUUGUGCAACAUCGGCUCUUCUAGUUUUACAGCAAAACAGGAAGUUUGCCACAAUCUUGCCGACAUAAUGCUUGACAUGGUUAUUGAACGCAAAUCUACAAUUCGAUCAUUUCAGAAAGGUGAACACUGCCACAAACAUUCCAGCCGCCAGGCAGGUAGAGCUCAGCCAUCCAGGCAACACCGCAUGUGGUGUUCAAUCAAUGACAAGUCUGACGCAGAUUUGAGAAAACGCUAGUGAGUUGGCCAGUAGGGGCACGCUUGGCCACACGGCGUGGAGAGCUCGUCUGGUUGUGGCUGCUUAGGGUUAAAGGAGAGAACAGACAAGAGAGGGGUCACAGGGGGGAUGAGGAGAGGGCAGCAGCCUGUCUGUAGGGAAUAGAGUGAUCUGCACCCAAAGAUGGAGGGAGGGAGGUGGUCUGCGUAGUCUGUGUCAGCCUCCUCAUUGUGUUCAUUUCCCCCGCCACCCUCUCCUUCCCUCUGUGUCUCUCUCCAUCCCCCACCUCUGUCUCCCCGUCGGCCCCUGGGGUCUGUGUGGCUGAUAAAAGAGAGCAGGAGGCAGGGAGUAGACACGGUGCUGUCUGUCUGGGCCGUCUGCCCCGCCGGGCCAGGGAACCAGGUCAAAGGAUCUCGGUGUGGAGCCACCCCCAGCCCCCACAGCUCCUACUCGCCUUUGUCUCCCCAACUCCCCCCUUCCACUGCACCCCCCCUAGCAGGAAGCCUUUUUGUGGGGAUGAGACAGCGGGCCUGCUGGGCUGGGCUGAGGAUGAGGAUCAGGCUGGGCAGAGUAGGGUGGCAGAUGGCUGCUUGAGCCCUUGUGAGACGACACACUCCAAACGCGCCCCCACCUCCCUCUGGCUCCCCGAGCUCGGCCCAGUGUGACCAGCAGAGGCAGCAGAAGUGGGGGGUGCAGGGUCCAGCAUUAGAAAAGAAUUAAAGCAGACACUGCUGUCUGAUAAUUCUUUUGUUUUCGUCCUACAGGGGAAUGUCUCUUCUCCUCCAUUGAGCCGUGCAUGUCCAUGCUUUGUUAUCCACGUCAUUGAUAUUAUUAUUAUAUUAUUUUUUUAAUUCAUUUGUUUUUAUUGUUGUCGUUUCAUUUGGAAGUCUUGUUUUUACGAUAUAUUGUAUGUAUGAGAUUUAGCGGUAGGCCUUAUUGCACAGGUUUGAUUUGUUUUGCACUGUUUGGAGGCGAUUUGAUUUUAAGGAAAAUUCAAGUAAAAGUUUGAAUUUGAGUCAGAGCUUGUGGUAUUAUAUGAAAAAAAUGGGUUGAGCGUAUCAAGCGAUUUUAGGAUGUUUUAAUGGACUAGUGGCCUUGUCAGUUAUCCAUUUUUAUAGGAGCUCUCUUGUUCUGCGGCAGCACGGGAGGAAGCUGACGACUAAACAUUUGGGACUAAUUCACAUUGUUCUGUUGCUCAAGACAAAGAAUCCAAUUUGAAGAUGAAGAAAAGAUGUUACAUUUAAAAAAAACAAGCAUGGCACACAGAGAAACAGAAGUGAAAUGUUUCUUUUAAUCAAGCCAUUCUUUGCGGUGGAUAUUUUGCAAGUCUUUAAAAUCGAUUAUUUUGAUUUAUUUACUUUUUGAGGAAAAAGCGACAACUAUUAACCUGUGUAUUUGAAGAUGAAGAAAAAGCAGAAAAUCUUGUUGUGUGACCACAUUAGCUUCUCAUACGUGACCCUUUUUCCAGCUAACGUGUGUAAUAUGAUAUUGACAUGACAAGCCAAUCACGUACCAUUUGUAAAUGGGUUCGAUAUAUAAUCUGCAUACAGUAUAUUUACAAGUAUUUAAUUGACAUUGACUUAGAGGGGAACAGUGCAACAGAGAUGUUACACAUAGGAUGACAUGGCUGAUAGGAGUCAGCCUUCCAUGCAUUUCUACUUGGAACUAUGGCUACAUCCAUAUUACUGAGUUUUUGUUUGAAAACGCAUUAACUGUACUACGGUUACGUCUGGAGUCCACAUAACUCCAGAGAGACACUAAACUGAAGAGGUUUGGAAACGAUGCUGGCCCCGGGGCUGCUUUAGUCUGGACAGGCAGAAACUGCGAUGUUUGGAAACUAUGACGUAGAUGCUCACAACCGCUUGCUGAUGGGGUCUUUUUGACCUUUGCUGAUUCGUCAGGCUCCUGUCACAUGAAACCUCUCGAGAGGAAAACAAGCGGCAUUAGCGCACGCCUUGGCUGUCAGUGUAGAACACAACAUUGAUAAUCAAUUACAAGCCCUGCUGACUGUUUUCUUUGCUUAUACAUGUUGUGGUCUGCAUUUUACAAUGAUGCAACUGUUUGCAUCUGCAGGAGAUGAGCUAUUAAUCGAGAAAUUCCAGUUUACACCAAUGUAUGUGAGUGCUCAUAUGAUAUGUGUUUUCAAUACGGAGUCAAAACGGAUGGAGUUCGUUCUAUUUUGAAAACGCCAUUUCAAAAGAAAACGCUAUUGUAUGGAUGUAGCCCUAAUCAUUACUUGGGAGUCACAUAUAAACAUUACGUACAUGCUCAUACUUAGUUUCCCAUUGAAUCUCUGUGGGCAGUUGUAGAAGUUUUUUUAUAUUAUUUUCUCUGUCUUGCAUCAAGAAUAAAGAUCCUGUGUGGUAGAAACACAACCCAGAUGAUUUGUCAGGGUGAUGACGGGUGAUUUAAGCUCACACGUGUUUUUCUGAGGUUCAGGCUAAUUAUCUGUAAAUGUGUGCGUCCACUUAAGAAGUGAUUUGUUUUACUCGUCCUUUUGUUUUCUUUAUUUUAUUUUUUAGGUUUCUAUUUAAAUUAUAUUUAGCUCAUUUAUAUAAAUAUAUAUAAUUUUUGGUGGGUUUUCUGAAACAUCUGAAUCUGUUGUGAUACCUAGCAUUCUGCCAAGUGUGUAAGUGUGGUAUUACCGUUUGUGAAAAGGAGGGAAAAAAAUAGAAAAACCCAUCGGCCAGUUUCCAUUAUGCAAAAAGUGGCUCGCCCAUAGCAGAUGGAUGCAGGUGGGGAUUGCCCCCUACCCCCCACCCUCAUCUGUGGCGCUGGAACCUCCCCCCACCCCACGUGCCCUUAGACCCCUCUGCUCGGGUCACAUGACUCUUGACGAUUGAAUGAGAUGCACCUUCAUUUGCAUAUUCUCAUGAAUAUUGAAAAAAAAUAAGGAAAACCAAGGCUCCAAUCGAUGCACAAACAAGUAGAUGGGCAAUUUAUUGGGUCAUCUUGUUUGUUUUGUUUUUCUAAGCAACUGAAAAAUAAACUAACAGGAGAAAAAAUAAGAUGU
Paralichthys olivaceus (Japanese flounder) is the source of this 5648-nucleotide messenger RNA. It is a transcript of the gene ctif, whose product is annotated as CBP80/20-dependent translation initiation factor. Lineage: Eukaryota; Metazoa; Chordata; Actinopteri; Pleuronectiformes; Paralichthyidae. Gene Ontology annotation, cellular component: cytosol. Gene Ontology annotation, molecular function: translation activator activity; RNA binding; protein binding. The record is from RefSeq and is a predicted model, not a curated record. Gene Ontology annotation, biological process: regulation of translational initiation.